Melampsora larici-populina 98AG31 is the source of this 513-nucleotide messenger RNA. RefSeq lists its product as uncharacterized. The transcript is spliced from 7 exons. The record is from RefSeq and is a predicted model, not a curated record. NCBI's taxonomy places the organism in Eukaryota, Fungi, Basidiomycota, Pucciniomycetes, Pucciniales, Melampsoraceae. The coding region runs from base 1 to 513 and encodes 170 amino acids.
AUGAGCAGUUUUGCAAAGGAAAGUGGUGAUAAGGCCACCUCUCUUCGGAUACUAUCUUCCAUUUUCUUCAUAUACGGACUAUACACCGCUGGUUAUCAAGUGGAUUUCAUGCCUGAUCAAGCAAGCCAUGAUGGCCAAUUGCCGUUGAUGAAGUUACCAAGUGCUGAUAAGUCACAUUAUCAAAAACCUGCAUACCUUAGAACCUCUGAAUCCCUGAUAGCUGAGACAGCGAACAAAACCUUAAGUUUAAGAAUUAUGAAGCAUACUGUGAAUAGUUAUUUUUUGAAGGGUCAUGGAGUUGUGAUCUGGACUACUUUGUAUAGCUCGAAGCACGAGGUUGAGCUACAUGACAUGGCCAAGUUGGUUGUAGAAUUUGUCAAAGAAUCCAAAGGAAAACCACGACCAGUCUUUCAAAUGGGAACGAUUGAGUACCUGGAUAUUGGUCGCAAAUAUGAUUUCACCAUCUUGAUACCGUAUCAUGAAUCUCCGGAGGUGAUGAUUUCGGAACAUUGA